UUUCUUCUUCGUAUUAGAUAAUGCUUUCUUCUUCAUAUCAAGCAAUGAUUUAGUGUUCGCUAAAGAUGAGACCUCUAAUCUCCAAUACGAAAUUGGGUGAAAGUGUGCUGUCUUUAUCAAUUAACUUCACUAGUCCUAAUGGGAGAUAAGUUAGACCACUGAAGUGCAGUACAACUGAAAUUUCUAUUUUAAGCCUGAAAGCUCACCACAUAAACCUGCACGGUUAAGAGAAAAUACAGUUGAAAAAUGCGGAACUCUUUUAUUUGGCAGAGAUUGCAAAGUUCAUGGGUAUAACUACUACCGUGGACACAGAUGCCAUACAAGGGCGAGGGAGCUAUGAAGAUCGUACUGAAAUGCUGCGCCUGAUUGUUGAUCUUGUGGAGGCAAGUUUGUAUGCUGAUAAUCCUAAAUGGAGGUUAGGAUUUAACAUAAAGUUAGUAUUGAUUAGACUCUUUAGAUUUGGAAGCUGAUUCUAUACCUUGACCCAAUGUUUAGAGUUUGUAGAUCAAUCAAGCGUGCCCAAUAAAGUGUGUCUGGAGCAAGGUUCGAAAUUGCGUAUUGCAUCGUCAUGGCAAAUUUUUGGAAUUGCAUAUUGCGUAAGCCUCAUUGCGCAAUGAGGCGUGUAUAUAUAUCAAUUAGCCGAAAAUGUUAAAAGUUGAAGAAUAUUAACAGAAAAUUAACAAUAAUAUUAAGUAUUAAAUUCAAUAGAAAAAAAAGUACAAAACAUAAGUAUCAAACAUAGAAGCAGUACCGUAGAAGAGGAGUGUCUGAAAGAUGAAGGUUGAAGAAGCUAAGUAGCCAAGUAAAAAGAAGGUGCAGGGAAGAAAAGGUUAUUGCACAGAGAGUUGCGCAUAAUAUGAAGAUAAUAUCACCUUUUAUGGUAUAUACCCUGAACCGGAUAUGUGUUUUUUUAAAAAGUGGGCUCCGUGGGCCCAAAAAAACCUUACACACCAGACCAAAUUUAGGGUACGCCUUAGCACGCCUCAUUGCGUAGGUUUUAUUGUGUACGCCUUUACGCACAUAACGUACGCUUUAACCAUGUCCGCCAUAUGCAAUGCAAUUUUACGCUAUGCACCUGGAAAUAGGCGAGGCGCGCCAUAAGGCGCUAUGGCAUUGCGCAAUUGCAAACGUUGGUCUGGAGUGCACGAUUAAUUACAUAUACAACAACAUCCAAGCCUUAACCCCAAAAGAUUUUGGGGUCGGCUAACAUGAAUCGACAUGUGACUAUUAAUUACAUAUACAACAACAUCCAAGCUUUAGUCCCAAAAGACUAUUAAUUACAUAUAAUGAGAUAAAUUACUUGAAGGUAGCAUCAUAUUAUGUACUAAGUGAAACCAAACAGAGAGUAAUGAAGGUGCAAAUGCAAGGCAGAACUCGCAGAAGUAUUGAUGAACAGGUAAGUAAGGACAUUCAGCUAAUUGAUGCCAUAUCCGAAAAACAAGUGCAAAUCUUUUCUGAAGAGUGCAAGUUGUUUCCUUCAGAUCCAAUCCAUAUAUCCGUUUUCACUUGCAGGCCUGAAAUUGGCGAUUUGGAGAAGCAACUCGCAGAUCAAUCUAACAGACUUGUUAGUAUUCAGGAGAAGGUUGAUGAUUUAGCAUCAAAGCAUCCAUAUAACCCGGAUGAGGAGUACGUGGAGGUUGAAGCAAUAUUGCGGGCCCAUUUAGAAACCUUCCUAGAAACUGCUAGACCCUUCAAUACAAUUUAUAACAAGGAAAUACAUCCCUGGACACACAUGAUGGAGGUACCACAAUUGCAUGGAUUUGGGCCAGCAGCCAAUAGAUUGCUGGAAGCAUAUAAGAUGCUUUGGAAGUUCCUAGGUAACCUGAAGAACCUAAGGGACUCUCAUGCAGCAGUGGCGGUGGGGUCAUCGACAGAAACAGUUGGGGGAGAGCCAUCUUCUGUCACCAGGAUAAUCUCAGAAUGUGAAACUGCCUUGACUCUUCUUAACCGCGACCUCUCCAUUCUCUCUGCUUCCAUUGCUCGCGAGCAAGGUGUUGAUGACGACUCAUGAGCCCGGGAAGAGAAUAGAGGAAAAAGAUACAAAUGAAAUCAAUUUGUCCUCUUUCAGUUUUUUCUUAUUCUUUUUAUUUUUUUGGGCAAUACUCUGUAUUAGUUAACCAGCCUUUAUCUAACCUACUCUUUAAACACUUUUAAGGGAAUUAAUAUUCUUUUUCGUUUUGUGUCUGUGGGGUCAUUGGGCAACAAUGUUUUAAGCGAUUAUCAUUAGUGUUGC
This is a messenger RNA of Cuscuta europaea, 2233 nucleotides long. Lineage: Eukaryota; Viridiplantae; Streptophyta; Magnoliopsida; Solanales; Convolvulaceae. The record is from the annotation of a GenBank genome assembly.